Molecule: messenger RNA, 2025 nt
Organism: Anopheles darlingi
Lineage: Eukaryota; Metazoa; Arthropoda; Insecta; Diptera; Culicidae
Exons: 3
Coding region: 35-892 (285 amino acids)
Molecular function (GO): carbohydrate binding
Source: RefSeq, a predicted model, not a curated record
GCCGAAGCGUUGUACAGUGGUCCAUCAUCGUAAAAUGAGAACGAUUUACUUGUUUUGCUGCAUCCUUGCAAUCAUUGCCGGCACCUUCGGUAAACGCUACACCGGAAACCGACGUGGUAGUAGCCGCGCUACUUGCAAUUGGCUCAAUGAACGACUGGAAAUACUUUAUCCACGGGGACUGAGGAUAGCUCAACCGAAGUCAUCGUCGCUGGUGUCAUUUGGAAUUGAAGUGUACCUCAAUCGGGAGCAGCAGCAGCAGCAGCAGCAGGUUGGACACGACGCAAUGGUGCCCUGUGAUGUUUGUGUUAAUUCCACGGUUGCCACAUCGGACGCUACAACCAUCGAGCUAUUUCAUCCAACGGCCAUUAUCCGUGCUAAGGACCAUUUCCAAUACGCCAUUACCAACUACUAUCGUGAUGGAGUGGUUCGACAAUAUCGCUGCUCGUUUUACGUGGCGCAGGAUCGCUUAAGGUACGAGACACCGAUUGCACCGAGCUCUUGCCGCACAUCGAUUGCACGGACAACGGACCUCGGAAAACCCUCCCAAAACGAUAAGAUGCUGUUGGAGGAGAUCCUGAAUGAGUCGAUUGGCCAGUGCAUAGAGCAGACGAACAUGCUCGUCAUGGCUGAUUCGAACACCGUCCGCACACGGGCACAGAUGGAACAAUAUGUUCGUUCGCGAUUGAACGCACUGGUACCAGGCCUUGAUUGGGGUAAUGGCUUCAAGUUGAUCUACAAAUCCGAGGAAGGACUCGUAUUUGAGCUAGAAUCGUUGAUUGCCAAGAAAAAGCUGCUACGGCUCGUCCAAUCGAUUGAGAGGGCAAAGGAUAUUCAGGAUUAUGAUAGUGUACCACCAUCGUAUCACGACAUUCGAGAGUACGAUAUAGCGUGAUCCAAGGGAGGUUGACCAGAAAUUAUGCAAAAUAUUAUGCGAAAAUUUUGAAAAUGAGAUCUGUGUUCCUAUCUCAAAGGUUUGUAGUAAACAACGUGUUCCAAUCAAUCAAGCCACAGUGACCCAAGGGUUGCUGCCUUAUCACCUUCGUAACGAAAGACUUCGUAACGAAAACACUGGAAAUCCCGAUUAGCCAUUAGCGAACUGACGUUGCAGCGCUCCAGUGUAGAUCACCGUCUCUUUGGAAUAACUCGUUGUCGCUCGAUUGUCUGACGAUGAAGUUUCAAAUUCUACUUGGUAUCCUUGCCAUUCUUCUAUCUGUGUCUGGCAAACGAUGGAACUACAAAAGCCGGAAAGCGUGUGGUUGGUCAAAUAACCAGAUCGAAAUCCUUGUUCCUCUGGGAGUACGCGUAGCGUUACCAUCCUCGAGAUCGACUGCGGUAGGCUAUGGCAUUGAAGCGUACAUCAAUCGUGAGCCAGAGGGAAGUGAAACCUGUGACAUUUGUGUUAAUUCAACGACGAUCACUGAACCGAUAUUUCAUCCGUCGGCCAUUAUACGCGCAGGAGAUCGUUUCGAAUACACGCUCUCCUAUUACUACCGCAGUGGAUCCAUUCGUCAAUACAAAUGCUCGUUCCAUGUGGCAGAGUAUCGUAUGAAGUACGAUUCAUCGGCCUCUCCUUGUACUACUGCGGUACUUCCCAACCCGGAAGCAACCGAGCAACGGCCUGCAGCGAACGAUAAGCUGAUUCUUGAAGAAAUCAUAAACGAUUCUAGUCGUCGCUGCGAUGGCAUAUCCCGCAUGAUAGUGAUGACCGAGCCAAGCAAACUCACGAACAGGAAUCAAAUGGAAGAAUACGUAGCGGGAAAGCUGGAAUCGGCAUUGCUGGGACUAGACUGGACCGAUGAAAUCCAGCAGGUUUAUCGCUCGGAGAAGGGAUUGGUUAUUGAGCUGAAAUCUAUCGUCACAAAGAGGAAGCUGCUACGCUUAAUCAGGGAUAAUGUAGUGGACCUACAAAUAGUUGAUUUUGAUCUAGAUACAGACGAAGACAGCUCUGGCGGUGGAUUUUGGUAGUCUGGCGAAAGCUUCUGGCGCUGGAUCUUGAUUAAAAAAUGGCUAAGAAUUUAUUUUGCA